Messenger RNA from Hypanus sabinus (Atlantic stingray), 4775 nucleotides. Its product is annotated as collagen alpha-1(IX) chain-like. The transcript has 18 exons. Bases 441 to 2519 code for a protein of 692 amino acids. The record is from RefSeq and is a predicted model, not a curated record. Lineage: Eukaryota; Metazoa; Chordata; Chondrichthyes; Myliobatiformes; Dasyatidae.
CAGCUGGAUCAUCCUCUGGUUUGCCAGUUGUUGGUCCUCCCCUUCCCCCUACUUUUUACUGGCUAUAUCCCUGCUAUCUUUCAGUCCAGAUGAAGGGUGUCAAUGCAAAAUAUUGACUGUCCACUUCCUUCCUGGCUCAUUGAGUUCCUUCAUAACUUGUGUGUUGAUGGAAAUACCAAAUAAGUAUUUUCUCUCAACCAGGCCUUCACCCUCCAGGUUCAUGUCAAUCAUCAUUACCCAUUAAUAGUAAUCCUAAACUCAACUCCUUUUAUUUACAUCACCUCGCUCCAGACUAUACCAUUCAACUCCCCAUUGGGGGAAACUUACAGUACAAUAGCCAAUUAUCCUGCCAAUGCACAAGUCUUAAAGAUGUGGAAGAAAAUCAGAGACCCUGGUUACAGGGAGAGCAUGCAAAUUCGACACAGCAGCACAAGUCAGGAAUGAGUCCUGGAUGCUGGGCCUGUGAGGCAGUGGCUCUAAAAGUAUUUCCUAUCCUACAGUCAUUAAUGUAUUCAUUUCUUUUUAAUUCAAACUUGCAGGUUUUUUCCCCGUCAUCGAGGUGCUGUGUCCUGUGGCUUGUUACUCAUUUUCUAAUCUCUCACUAUUCACUUGACACUUACUGUCAGGAAUAUUCAGGCUCUGUUUCUGGAGAUGUCGGUUCACCUUCCUUGGAAGAGUCUGCUACUGAAGAUUUUCACAGACAAUCAUCAGAAAGAGGAUCAGGAAAUAGUUCCCCUGAAAUAUCUGGUGAUCUGCAUAUAACCACACCAAGCAUUUCCAAUAUCAUUGAAACCCCACUGGAACUUUAUCCUGAAUUAUCAGUUUCUGGAGGAUCUGAUCAAGAAGGAAGUGGGUCAUCCAUGGGAAGUCUGCAAAUGCUGACAGAUGGAGUUACUAACAUGUUGGAUGCAUUAAGAGUAACCGCCGCAGCUGGAGUCCAUGAAGUGGAGGGACCACAAGCUGACUUAAUGGCCUAUCGCUUAGAACCAGGACUGCAGAUUAGGAGAGAAACAAGACUUGUGCAUCCGUAUGGAUUCCCGACAGAAUUCUCCAUGGUCGCAACCUUUAGGAUGAGAGAAGACACUCCAAGGAUGGUAUGGGAUUUGUGGGAGAUAACUGACAGCUACGGUGAUGAGCAGUUCCGACUUCGUCUGUACAGUGAGACCAAAGCUGUUGAAAUCUACAGUGCCGCGGCAUUGGGAGGGAGCGUCACCACCUUUGAGAAUGUGGGACAGCUGUUUGACCGGGACUGGCACAAGCUCUCACUUGGUGUGACAAGGACCCAGUUGACUUUAUUUGUUGAUUGCCAGCAGGUUGGCACAGUUCCCUUUCAACUGCUUGGAUCCAUUGCCAUCGAUGGAGUUAGUGCUGUAGCUAAAGGAGCAAGGAGUGAUGCUACGCUUCCUGUGGAUGUACAACAAUUCAAGAUCUACAGCAACCCAAACAAGGCGGCUGAGGUAACCUGCCGCGAACUGUCAUGUUCUGGUGAAAUAAGAAGACCUGGUGAAGAAGGCAGUGGAGAUUCUUCUGGUGAAGUGGGUUCACUUGGAUUUCCUGGAAUGUCUGCUAGUGAUGGCUUACCAGGCAAUGAUGGCCCACGGGGAAUACCAGGAAUACAAGGGGAAAGUGGACAAAUGGGACCAAAGGGGGAGAAAGGAGAUCCAGGAUCCAGAGGACCACAAGGCCCACGUGGUUUACCAGGGCUAAAGGGUGAUUCAGGUGAACCUGGAAUAGCUGGAGAACCAGGAUUCUCUGGAGCAAAGGGUCUACAGGGUGAGCCAGGUGAAAUGGGUCCUGAUGGUCAGAAGGGUGAGUCUGGAGCAACCGGAGCUAAAGGAAAAUCUGGACAGAAGGGUAACCAAGGUGAUAAAGGUGACAAAGGACAGCCUGGCAUACAUGGUCCACCAGGAGGCAUUGGAACAGCAGGCAGUCGAGGUGUACCUGGAGUACCUGGACCACCUGGAUUCCCAGGGCCUGUAGGACAGACUGGUGUACCUGGACCAAGAGGGGAGCCGGGGCCUGUAGGAGCACAUGGUCCAGGAAUACCUGACGACCAACUCUAUGAAUUGUGUGAAAGAGUAGUGAAUGAACAAAUAGCCAUCUAUGCACCUUUGAUCCAACGGGUUUGUACAAUGGCCUGCCCGACCAAAAAUGCAACAUUGAUAGGACCCCCUGGUUCUCCUGGCUUGCCAGGCGAACGAGGACAGCAAGGUGAUUCGGGUAGACCAGGACUGGUUGGUAAACCUGGACCAAGAGGCAGAACAGGAUUACCUGGACCAAUAGGUGCUCCAGGACAAAAAGGAGAUAAAGGUGAAAAAGGUCCAAUUGGAGUGCAAGGGUGUGGACUUCCUGGAGCAGAUGGAAUACAAGGACCCAGAGGAUACCCUGGGCAUCCGGGAACUGCUGAAGAUGGAGAACCAGGCCCACAAGGACCAAUUGGAUACAGUGGGCCCUCAGGCCCACCAGGACUGCCUGGAAUACCAGGAAUUCCUGGAAUAUGUGAAGCUAGAAACUGUUGAAUCUAUAUUGCUGCUGUUCAGGCUCAACAUAGACAUAUGAAAGGUUCGAAUUAUUUGUGUUCAGCCGCAAACUAAAGCCAGCAUCUAAAAUAAAAGCAUAACCAGAGACAAGAAUUCAUCAUUACUCUGAGAAGUGAUGAUCAAUAUUACACUAUAUAGUUUUGUAUCUCUUGGUAAAACUGACAUUAUGUCGUAAGGUGUUAAUGCACAGGCGUUUUAAAGGAUAUAAUUUUGUAGUUCGAUGUCAAAGUUGCAUGUAAGAAUUAUUCUUCAAAUAAUGUGCUUAGGUAAAUAAUUAAACAAAAUAUUCCUUUUUAAUGUUAUGGAUUUUUCAAUCCAAUAGAGUAUUUAACAUUAUAUCCAACUGUUCAUUUAUAAUUUUCAAAUAAUUUCAAACCUUUUAAUUUAAAAUAGCGAGUAAGGUAAAAUUAAAUCAACAAAUACCCAGGUAAAAAUCGACACAAGUUACUCAAAAAUAUGUUUGUUUUGAACAAUGUUAAAUUAAAAAAGCAAAACUUAGAAAAACAAAUGUCAAUCUGCUAUUCUUUACACAGCUCACAACACCACUUCUAUGAGACUUGACAUCACACAUUCACUUAAAAUUCCUUGGUAUCAUUUCAGAUUUAAAACCAGAAUUGAAACAGGAGUGUAUAUUGUAGUGGUUCUACAAACUACUCACUGUCAUAGAAUAAUAAAGCACAGAAACAGACCAUUUGGUCCAAUACAUCCAUGCUGACUGAGAUUGCCACGUAAACCAGACUCGUUUCCCUCUCAGCUAUUCCUAUCCAUGAAUUGUUCAACUGUUUCAAAAAUGUUAUUACUGUAUCUGCCUCAGCCAUUUCCUCAGGCAGCUUGUUCAAUAUGCCCACUAUCUGUGUGAAGAAAUUGCCCCUCAGAACCUUUUUAAAUCUUUCCCUUUCAUGUUAAACCUAUGUCCUCUAGUUUUUGUUUCUCUUUUGCAGAGGAUUAAACAACUGUGUGCAUUCACCUAUCUAUGCCCCUCAUGAUCUUAUACAUCCCUAUAAGGUCACCCAUCAGUUUUAAUUUCUCUUCUGCCUGUCUGAUCUCUUGUUCAGAAGUUCUAGUUUCAACAGCAACUUAACUGUACUAGCAUGAGAAACCUCCAAAUCGUUCUUGCCCUGCUCAGGUUUGGGAGGAAAUCGAUUUUUUUAACCUAUUUCUCCCCCCAAAAUCCCAUACAAUGGUCAAAGAAAUCAGUAAAAACUAAUGCUUCACUGGUCUUUUUGUCUAGGGAAAAAGCAAAAGAGUUUUUAUCAUGUUACCGAUGUGAUAAAUCUGUAAAUUGGUUCAAGGUUAUGAGGUGAGCUCCCUUAUUGGAGGAGUUUACAGGGAAGAUGAUGGAUAGGAUGUAAAAAUGUUUAGAAAGUUUCUUUGAAAAUGUGCUACUUCCCCACUAAUUCCUGGGUACCUUUGGUUCUCAACUUUUCCAAGUAGAAAAGAACUAUUUUGGAUGGAAUUGAGAAACUAGAGGGUGUGUGCUGAGAGCUAAUAGAUACCCUACAAAGGUGGUGGAGAAAUCAUCAUCCCUCAUGAACUACCACAUUGUUACAUCAGGCACACUUCAUCUACCCAAUCUGCAAAGAGUCUGCCAUUGGCCACCUCAGAAUCAGAAAUCGUAACACAAACCAGCCUCGAUUCUAGGGAAUUGUCUAAGAAGGAGAAGGACAUAGAUUGAUAAUUCUGUUUAACAAUAAGACUGAUAUUAAUACUUCCUAAUUGUAUUGUUAAACUUGAGUUCUUCAUCAUCAACAUGUGCCAUACUCUGCCAGAGCCUUGGCGACCACUUUCUUCUACUGUGAUCUGUCGACAGUCAAACCUCUUGCAUCUCCGGCAGCGAGGCUGGUCCACUUCUUGAUGUUGACAAUCUAGGUCAGGGGUCAGCAACCUUUACCACUGAAAGAGCCACUUGGACCCGUUUCCCACAGAAAAGAAAACACUGGGAGCCGCAAAACCCGCUUGACAUUUAAAAUGAAAUAACACUGCAUACAACGUUUUGUUUUGCCUUUAUGCUAUGUAUAAACAAACUAUAAUGUGUUGCAUUUAUGAAAUUGAUGAACUCCUGCAGAGAAAAUGAAAUUACAUUUCUGCAUGCAACAAAAACAUUUUGAACUCCGAAAAAAAGACGUUGGGUUGAAGGUUACUUUUAAGUAAAAUACUCAACGUCUAUUUGAGUCCUUCUUGUAUUUAUGAAAAACGCCAAACUUAAAUUUGCCGCCAGCAGCAAACCAAAAAUAA